GUAAUUCUAUAAACUCCGAUUAAGUCCAAUAAAUUUACUUUUUCGUCUAAUUAGGUCACAUAAUUUCAAAUAAGAUUUCGACGGAGAUCGAAUUUCUAUAAACUGUUCAAAUCAAUUGUCACCGGCGUUCCCCAUAUUGUGAGCCGUGGGAGUGACAAGGGUUUGCUGAAUUGCAGGCAACACACUUCAAAUUCAAUGAACACUCUCAAUUUCACGAAGUACUCCGUAUUAAAUACAAAACCUGAAAUCAUGAAAUCCAGUUCAAAGAAGCAAAAGGGCUGCGACAAAAAAUGCAAAAACAGAGAUAGGUUAAGUGAAUUGCCAGACGAAAUACUUGUUCAAAUUCUAUCUUUUCUGACAAUCAGAGAUGCAAUUGGAACUGCCCAACUUCGCAGAUUUGGAAAUCUCUGGACUUUGAAUCCAACUCUUAAGUUCUUUGGCAACAUGGACAGGUUAAUCUACAAUGUGAUGAAAUAUCACAAAAAUCCCACUAUUGAUGUGUUUGAUUUAUGGUUUUAUAAUGGCGUUUCCCAGGAAAAGUUGAUGAAAUGGACUAAUUUUGCUUUAAGAAAAAAAACCAAAGUGUUGAAGUUUCAAUUUGGGUUUCUUACUAGUGUAAUUGUUCUACCACCUCGAGUUUUCCAUAGUCAAUGCCUUGUUACACUUGAACUUACUAAUUUGGUUAUCAAGCUACCUCGAAUUGUAUACAUGGGAUCACUCAAAACAUUGAAACUUGAUCACAUUGUCAUAAGUGAUAAGACAUUUGAAGUUAUGAUAUCUGGAUGCCCAGUUUUACAAGAAUUGUCUAUUAAAGUUCCUCGCGGAUUACAGAAGCUGCAUUUUAGUGCUCCGAACAUUCAGACAUUGAAGCUUGACCUUUUAGUAACACCUGAAGUAGCAUCAUACAAACGUUACUCGAUUGAUUGCCCUAACCUCAAGAUCUUGCAUGUUGAAGAAGUACUUUUGGAUAUUCUAGAAGUGAUUGAUGUUUCAUCUGUACGCGAAGCCACAUUCAGGACUUGUUACUUUUUUGAAGACCAGGAUAUAAGUGCAAGAAGUGUUCACCAUUUUGAAAUAUUACUUGACAAGUUUCGAAAUGCUGAGUUUUUCCAACAGGGAGGCAAAGCUUAUACACAAUUAAAACACUGCGGACAUCACUUUAUUGAGGAACUAGAUAUGUUAUGCAAUGGAUGGACGCACAUAGCUUUGAGGCCCGGAAUCCGUGGAAGCUGUCAGACAGGCAUUUGCAGAUUGCUGCGAAACUCAAUGGUGUUGGAAGAACUUAUAAUAUAUGCUGACAGGGAUUAUGUAUGUGAUUGCAAUGAAAUUCUUCUGCAAGAGGUUUCUUCUCGUUGUUUCAUGGAACGACUUAGAACUGUCUCUAUUCGUGAGUAUGAGAAGCCUUGUAAAGGUCUUCUGCAGCUGAUAGAAUUUCUGCUUAAAAGAUCUGACUCCUUGGAGAAAUUGGUUAUUGCCUGUAAAAGGAAGGAUCGGCUCUUCUCAACAGAGGGCCAAGAAUUCAUUUUGGAGCUAUUAAGCUUCUCAAGGACCUCGCGACAUGCAAGAGUUGUCUUUGCUUGACUGAUGGUAAUACAUACAGUAGGAACAACAUUUUUUUGCCUAUGUAUUUAACAAAAAGUUCCAUAGGGUAAGUUAUUAGGAUCCCUUUUGUGUAUAUUUUCCGCGCUGCCACUAGUGAUGGUGGUCUGGUCUGACUGUCUGAGUUUGCAAGGUAAAUGGUUCAGUUGCAGACUUGCAGUGUUGAUCCUUCUGGUGAUGGCCUGAUGGAGUGAUGGGGCUUAUGUUUGGUCCUUGUUGCAGUGUUUUGUGUUUUAUGUUAAUAUUGUUGAUGUGGUUUAUGUGCUAGUUGCUUUACUUUAGUCACCUUUAUGUCUUACGUGCUUAAACCCAAUUUCACUAAAUUUAUCGUGUUCUUCUUUUUCUUUUCUUGCGGUGCCUUGUCGUACUUUCUCCAAAUAAAAAUAUGGCCCAGGCAAAGGCGCAAAGCCCAUGACGUUGAGCCCAUGUCGUGCUUUUUUCAUGUUGGGUCGUGUCGUGCUUUUUUCAUGUUGGGUCGUGUCGUGCCUAGACCCUGUGCCAUUUUAGAAAUGAGUUAAAAUAAUACUUAAAACCGCGACAUCACGUUCCUAAGCUAAAUCUAUCUUUACUUUACCUCAACCAGUCAACCUACUCACUUCUUUCUUUUCACACAACACUUUCUUUUAAGUUAUAGUUGUCACUGCAAUCGCCACCACUACCACCACAAUCCAUUUUCCACUACCGCACCACAUCACACCCAAACCACCACUCCCAACCUUAUUGCAGGCAAACCACCACUUCCAAACACACCACAACAUAACCACUACUACCAAGAUAUAAAAUAAGAAAAACGGCCUUGUUAAUUUGCGCCUGUUAGCCACUUAGCUGGUUUGACUAACUGUUAGUGGUUAGAUAUUUUUUUUAUUUUUGUGACACAUUUACAGCCCCCCCAAAAAAAUCCACUAUUGAGGCGUGACUUGACCAAAUUUCAUCACUUGACCAAGAGGUCCAAGAGAAGCACUGAAAAAUUAAAAAUAUGAACAUUAGGGAACAGUUCUUCCCCCCAAAAAGCCAAAGCGGCAAAACCCCAUUCAACUUCUCUCUCAAUCUCUCAUCCCUUCAGUUUGUGCGAUCCGCGGAAUCAAGAAGAGUUUGCAGGUAAUUCCCGCCCUCCUCCAUUUUCUCAUUUUCAGUGAAAAUUCUUUUCAAUUUGUUGCAUUUAAUCAGUUGGGAAUAAUUGGGGAAGAACAUCAACCCUAAUUUGGUGAUAUUGAAGACCUAAUAUGUUUACUCUUAAAUUACCGCCGCUAAGCCUUCUUACUCUCUCCCCUUCAACUGCACAACAUUUGAACACAAUUUUAUUUAUUAUUAUUGUUUUCUGCAAAUCUGCAAUUGUAAAGCAAGCAAUUAAUUAAUCGGUUUUGAUUUUGAGCUGUUAAUCUCUAAACUUUAUGUCUCCGUCUCACUUAAUUAAGGUAAUCUGUGUAGCGUUUCAAUUGAAUUUUGAAUUGCAGCUCAUUUAUUUUGUUGAUGCAGCCUAUGAUUAGUGAGGCAUUUUUUGUGAUCAGUAACCCGAAAUCAGAAUGCUCAAUGGAACAUUCUAAAAAUUAAAAUAAUUUUGUUAAUGUUAUUUUCGCGAUUAUUAUUCAUGGAUGGUUUGUUUGAUCUUCAGUUCGGCAUAUAGAAACCGUUGAUUGAUAUCUUGUUCUUGAUGUGCGAAAACUGUCAUGUAGAUGAGACUCUAUUCUUGACAUAAAAGUUAUACCAAUGAUUUGUUUAAUCUGAAAUGGUAAAGUUUGAUUCCUGAUAAUCUGAUAUUAGAUGCAUUGUUUUGUUUGAGCUUCCACUACCCAGGACUUAAUGUUGGUUCCACUCAAUCUAUCAAGGAAAUAAGCUAUGUUCAGAAGAGGGAAUAAACCACUCUUUCUAUGGCGAUCUGUUCGGAACUUUCAUUUACCUAGCAUUGCUGCUGUUCUGGGGUUUUGAGUAAUGGAAAAUACAAAAGCGUGUUGCAUAGAGUUGUAACGAAUGAAAGUCAAAGCAGGAUAUCAUUAGGAAUGUUUUAUGGUCCGGAUAAAGAUGCUAUGAUUGGUCCAAUUGAAGAUUUAAUUGAUGAACAAUACAUCAUCCUCGACUCUAUCGGAAUUACUACUUUAGAGAAUUUCUUGAAAUGUAUCGGAAGCAAGAAGGCAAAAACCGUAAGAUUAAGGAAUUUUUUGAGAUAUAAACUAGUUAUUGGUAUUGUUGAUGAAAUUGAUGGAGUUCGACUCGUAAAUAUCUACAUUAAAUAAAGAAGAUUCAACCACAAAAAUGAAGGGAUUACCAGUGAGUUUAUAAUGGUCAUGCAUAAACGUUGGAAUAGAGAGUAUGGAAUUCCAUUGUUUGCAUACUAACUUGGAUUUAACCGCGGAUAUGAAAGGUAAUUUGUGGAAGAUUUCGAGUAAAACAUCAUUUGGGAGAUGUUUUAUUUUUGAUUUCCUUCGUCCUUGUUUUCUUCCUCCUCUCAUUUUCGCCAUAGCUACAUACUUUGCUUUGAGUUGCUUUUUAGAGUUUAAGUUAGGGUUUUAUAGUUGUUUGUAGACAAAUUUAUUUGUAUAGGGUAUAAGGUUAAUUAGGGUUUAGGGUAGGAUUGGAGUACUAUUAUUCUAUUAAGCCCAUUAUGGUUCA
Molecule: messenger RNA, 4206 nt
Organism: Spinacia oleracea (spinach)
Lineage: Eukaryota; Viridiplantae; Streptophyta; Magnoliopsida; Caryophyllales; Amaranthaceae
Product: F-box/LRR-repeat protein At1g55660
Exons: 5
Coding region: 196-1581 (461 amino acids)
Molecular function (GO): protein binding
Source: RefSeq, a predicted model, not a curated record